ACCAAAAACCCAACCCAAGCCACGAACUAGUAAAACACAGAGAGAGAUAGAUAGAGAGAGAGAGAGAAGGUUGAAGUGAGAAAGAGGGAAGAAGAAGAAGUUCCAGAGCUCCGAUUCAAAACCCUUCAUCCGUGAAUGGAGGACGCUUACGCCAGAUCCGUCACUGAGGUUUUGAAUUUCUUUGGCGUGGACCCGAAAAGGGGUCUCACUGAUGCGCAGGUCACGCAACAUGCAAGGCUUUAUGGUAAAAAUGUGCUUCCAGAAGAAAAAAGGGCUUCAUUCUGGAAAUUGGUUUUGAAACAGUUUGAUGAUUUGCUUGUAAAGAUAUUGAUUGUUGCGGCGCUGGUUUCAUUUGUUCUGGCUUUGAUUAAUGGAGACACAGGCUUAACAGCGUUUUUGGAGCCUUCGGUUAUCCUCAUGAUAUUGGCUGCAAACGCAGCAGUAGGAGUGAUUACAGAAACCAAUGCAGAAAAGGCUCUUGAGGAGCUACGUGCAUACCAAGCUGAUAUCGCAACUGUGCUGCGCAAUGGUUGCUUCUCCAUACUUCCAGCAACAGAGCUCGUCCCCGGUGAUAUUGUAGAAGUGGCUGUGGGAUGCAAAAUUCCAGCCGAUAUGAGAAUGAUUGAGAUGCUAAGUAAUCAGUUACGUGUUGAUCAGGCAAUUCUUACAGGUGAGAGUUGCUCUGUGGAAAAAGAGCUUGAGUCCACCACUGCAACAAAUGUUGUAUAUCAAGACAAGACAAAUAUUCUUUUCUCGGGUACAGUAGUUGUGGCUGGUAGGGCUAGAGCUAUCGUAGUAGGAGUUGGAACACACACUGCUAUGGGCGGCAUACAUGAUUCAAUGUUGCGAACAGAAGAUGAAGUGACGCCGUUGAAAAAGAAGCUGGAUGAGUUUGGUACUUUCUUGGCCAAGGUUAUUGCUGGCAUAUGUGUACUGGUAUGGAUUGUCAAUAUUGGUCAUUUUCGUGACCCUGCUCAUGGUGGGUUCUUGCGCGGUGCAAUUCAUUACUUUAAGAUUGCAGUAGCACUUGCAGUUGCAGCAAUCCCUGAAGGACUUCCAGCUGUUGUUACAACUUGUUUGGCUCUUGGGACAAAACGUAUGGCUCGGUUGAAUGCCAUUGUAAGGUCUUUGCCAUCUGUUGAGACCUUAGGCUGCACUACAGUAAUUUGCAGUGACAAAACUGGAACUCUGACAACCAAUAUGAUGUCUGCCUCAAAGGUUUGUGUACUUCAUACUGUACAGCAUGCUCCGGUUAUUUCUGAAUACAGUGUCAGUGGAACAACAUAUACACCGGAAGGCACAAUUUUUGACAGUACUGGGCUUCAGCUCGAACUUCCAGCUCAGUCACCUUGUCUUCUUCACAUUGCAAUGUGUUCAGCGCUAUGCAAUGAAUCUAUCCUGCAAUAUAAUCCCGACAAGGGUAACUACGAAAAGAUUGGCGAGUCAACUGAAGUAGCCCUCCGUGUUCUUGCAGAGAAGAUUGGUCUUCCUGGCUUUGAUUCUAUGCCUUCUUCUCUGAAUAUGCUGAGCAAGCAUGAACGUGCAUCUUACUGUAAUCACUACUGGGAGGACCAUUUUAAAAAGAUUUCUGUUGCAGAUUUUACACGUGAUCGGAAGAUGAUGAGUGUCCUUUGUAGCCGAAACCAGUUGCAGAUUAUGUUUUCAAAAGGUGCUCCAGAGAGUAUUAUUUCUAGAUGCACAAAUAUUCUGUGCAAUGAUGAUGGUUCUACCAUACCACUGACCACUAGUAUCCGAGCUGAGCUGGAGUCAAGGUUCCAUAGUUUUGCAGGAAAGGAAACAUUAAGAUGCCUGGCUCUGGCCUACAAGCGGAUGCCCAUGGGUCUUCAGAGUCUCUCCCAUAAUGAUGAGAAUGAUCUUACAUUCAUUGGGUUGGUUGGAAUGCUUGAUCCACCAAGAGAGGAAGUGAGAAAUGCUAUGCUUUCAUGCAUGACUGCUGGCAUACGUGUUAUAGUUGUCACUGGGGAUAACAAGUCCACAGCCGAAUCCCUUUGCCGCAAGAUAGGUGCUUUUGAUCACUUGGCAGAUCUUGCUGGACACUCUUACACUGCGACUGAGUUUGAAGAAUUACCAGCAUUGCAGAAAACACUGGCAUUGCAACGUAUGGCACUCUUCACCAGGGUUGAACCUUCUCAUAAAAGGAUGCUGGUUGAGGCCUUGCGGCACCAGAAUGAAGUGGUUGCAAUGACUGGUGAUGGUGUUAAUGAUGCGCCUGCACUAAAGAAGGCAGAUAUUGGAAUUGCCAUGGGUUCAGGAACAGCUGUUGCUAAGAGUGCGUCAGACAUGGUUUUGGCCGAUGACAAUUUUGCUACUAUUGUUGCGGCUGUUGCAGAGGGAAGGGCUAUAUACAAUAACACAAAGCAAUUUAUCAGAUAUAUGAUCUCUUCAAAUAUCGGUGAAGUAGUUUGUAUAUUCGUGGCAGCUGUACUUGGCAUACCUGAUACCCUUGCCCCUGUCCAGCUGCUGUGGGUCAACUUAGUUACUGAUGGAUUACCUGCCACUGCUAUUGGUUUUAAUAAGCAAGAUUCUGAUGUGAUGAAGGCUAAACCUCGUAAGGUCAAUGAAGCAGUUGUUAGUGGAUGGUUGUUUUUUCGUUAUUUGGUAAUCGGAGCUUAUGUUGGGCUCGCCACAGUUGCGGGAUUUAUUUGGUGGUUUCUUUACUCUGAUAGUGGUCCUAAACUGCCGUAUUCUGAAUUGAUGAACUUCGACUCAUGUUCAACGAGGGAGACAACUUAUCCAUGCAGUAUAUUUGAUGAUCGCCAUCCAUCAACAGUGUCCAUGACUGUGCUUGUGGUUGUUGAAAUGUUCAAUGCCUUGAAUAAUCUCAGCGAAAAUCAGUCUCUUCUGGUUAUCCCUCCAUGGAGUAACUUGUGGCUAGUUGGUUCAAUCAUUCUAACGAUGAUCCUUCAUGUGCUAAUAUUAUAUGUCCAUCCACUCUCUGUUCUUUUCUCUGUAACACCAUUAUCUUGGUCUGAGUGGACGGUUGUGUUAUACCUUUCAUUUCCUGUUAUUAUCAUUGAUGAAGUGCUAAAGUUCUUCUCAAGAAGUUCCACUGGUAUACGGUGGUUCAGUUUCCGGUGGAGGAGGCCCGAUUCACUGCCAAAAAAGGAAUUGCAUGAGAAAUAGAAAUGGAGAUUUAUGCGACCCAAUUUUUUGAGACACCAACACUGGAGGAGACAAACUCCUUAUUGUGAAAGCCUAUAUGUUUUGACAUAUCCUUCAACAGAUAGGAGGAGCCGUGCAUUCAUAAUGGAUUCAAAUGCUUCCUCGAGAUGUCGGAGUGGAUAGCGUUGUAAUUUUAUAGGUACUAUUUUACCCUCAUUUUGAUCUUCUGUAUACAAAUUACCCGGCGAAGAGCCGCCAUUAAAU
Messenger RNA from Prunus avium (sweet cherry), 3387 nucleotides. It is a transcript of the gene ECA3, whose product is annotated as endoplasmic reticulum-type calcium-transporting ATPase 3. NCBI's taxonomy places the organism in Eukaryota, Viridiplantae, Streptophyta, Magnoliopsida, Rosales, Rosaceae. Gene Ontology annotation, biological process: calcium ion transport. Gene Ontology annotation, molecular function: P-type calcium transporter activity; ATP hydrolysis activity; ATP binding. The record is from RefSeq and is a predicted model, not a curated record. Gene Ontology annotation, cellular component: membrane.